Messenger RNA from Trichoplax adhaerens, 591 nucleotides. RefSeq lists its product as uncharacterized. The transcript has a single exon. Lineage: Eukaryota; Metazoa; Placozoa; Uniplacotomia; Trichoplacea; Trichoplacidae. The coding region runs from base 1 to 591 and encodes 196 amino acids. The record is from RefSeq and is a predicted model, not a curated record.
AUGAAGCUUCUAUGCAUAAUUUUUAUCGUACAAUGUACUAUCUUCUUGGCAAGUAUUGUCGGCAAGAGCAGUUUGCAGCCGCCUCCAUUUAUGCAAAAAGUGGCAAUGGCAAGAUAUGUCGUACACCAAACCAACUGGUCUGUCAUAUCAACUAUAUCGAAACCGUUUGAUGGCAUACCUUUUGGAAAUGUGGAAUCAUUUAGUGAUGGACCUAUCGGUAACAGCAGUGGUAUUCCUUACUUUUAUCUCUCACCUUUCGAUUUUGCUUUAAAGGAUAUCGUCCAGCAUCCACAGGUCACUGCAACCAUGACCUUAAGCCAAACUGGUUACUGCUUCAGUAAGCACUAUGAUCCAGAAGAUCCUCGAUGCGCUCGCGUAACUGUUAUGGGUAAUUUAGUAAAGGUCACCAAAGCUAAGGAAUUGCAAUUUAGUCAGCAUGCUUUGUUCAGUCGUCAUCCUGCAAUGAAGUCUUGGCCUAAAGGUCAUCAUUUUGCUAUUUAUAAAAUUAAUAUUACAGCGGUAGUUGCCCUAGACUUUUUUGGAGGUGCAGAUAUAAUCCCUGCUGCCACCUAUUUUGCAGCCAAACCGUAA